UCAUUCUUACAAUAAAACGCCACUCGCGGGCUGUGUGGACAGAGGUAUCUGUCUGAGAUCUGUAUCUGAGACACCACUGCCAGUUGGAAAUCGGUUAUUCUGUCGUGCUGUGAAUAUUAACUUCUUGUUUCGGUUUGACGGUUGAAAUUAUAAACACUAGUGAAACACAUUUGACAAUAGCAACUGUGGUAACAAUGGGAUCAACGAGGACCGUCCUGUGUGUAUGCGCGGUAGUGGUAUUGGUGACAGCGAUGGAGGUAUUGGGCGAGGAUCCACAGCUACCUUGCUCUCCCUGCUACAACGUCACGUGCGGUGAUCCCCCGGAGAGUUGUGAGCUGGACAAAAUUCCGUGUGGAUGCUGUCCGACGUGCGUCCGACUUGAGGGUCAGCUAUGUGAGGCUUUCUCUCCAAGGUGUGGCUUCGGUCUGAAGUGCCUCACCCCCGGGGGCUUCUAUGACGGGCGGCCCCCAUGGUACAUGCAAUUCCUGAGAGGGGUGUGUGUCAAAGGACCCCAGACACACCCAGAUCCCGUCCUAGAGCAAGGAAAGACUUCUGCUCCGAUCGUGUCGGCCGCGGACACGGACGACAACGUGUAACAGCCGAGCAGUGUCCGCCAUACCUUCGAUGUACUCGCCUGACUUUACAUGUGUGUGGAGUAUGUCGUCUCUCCAGUCAUGUAACAUUGUUCUCACCUAUUCAAUGAUCAAACCUUUACUCAAAUCCAUCGUCUUGUCUACUUUCACCUUGCAUGUAACGUACACAAUAAAUCAUGUUUACCUU
Molecule: messenger RNA, 780 nt
Organism: Mizuhopecten yessoensis (Yesso scallop)
Lineage: Eukaryota; Metazoa; Mollusca; Bivalvia; Pectinida; Pectinidae
Product: perlustrin-like
Exons: 3
Coding region: 195-596 (133 amino acids)
Cellular component (GO): extracellular region
Source: RefSeq, a predicted model, not a curated record